CAAGUGUCCGCACUCCGCAGCUCAAGGCCUGCCAGUGCACGGAAGCUCACAGUGAUCGAGUGCAGAGCUGGUGUCUUGAAGAGGAAAACAAGACGAACUCAGCAGGCUCCUGACCUCAGAGACACCGGUGCGGCUCUGAAGCGGCUCUAGAGCUGGCUGUGUCUCUGUUGAGAGGGUUUUUGAAGGGGAAGUUCUUCCUGAAUGCCCAAGACACAGUCAGUAGGGUUUUCACCAUGAACAGGAAUAAGCGUGAGAAGGAGUAUUACAGCAUAGAUGUAGGAGACUCGACGUUCACCGUUUUGAAGCGCUAUCAGAAUCUGAGACCGAUCGGGUCUGGAGCACAGGGCAUCGUCUGCUCAGCGUAUGAUCACGUCCUGGAACGAAAUGUUGCGAUUAAGAAACUCAGCCGACCCUUUCAGAACCAAACCCACGCCAAGCGAGCCUACAGAGAACUGGUCCUGAUGAAAUGUGUCAACCACAAAAAUAUAAUUGGCUUAUUACAUGUAUUCACGCCACAGAAGACACUCGAAGAGUUCCAGGAUAUGUAUCUGGUGAUGGAGCUGAUGGAUGCUAACCUGUGCCAGGUCAUUCAGAUGGAGCUGGACCACGAGAGACUCUCAUAUCUGCUUUAUCAGACGCUCUGCGGCAUCAAACACCUGCACGCUGCUGGCAUCAUACACCGGGAUCUGAAGCCCAGUAACAUAGUGGUGAAAUCGGACUGUACUCUGAAGAUCCUGGACUUCGGUCUGGCCCGGACGGCUGCCACCGGUCUCCUCAUGACUCCGUACGUGGUGACGCGGUACUACCGAGCGCCCGAGGUCAUUCUGGGGAUGGGUUACCAAGCCAAUGUGGAUGUCUGGUCUGUGGGCUGCAUCAUGGCAGAAAUGGUCAGAGGUAGUGUGUUGUUUCCCGGCACGGACCACAUCGACCAGUGGAACAAGGUGAUCGAGCAGCUGGGCACGCCGUCUCAGGAGUUCAUGCUGAAGCUCAACCAGUCUGUGAGGACGUAUGUGGAGAACCGGCCCCGCUACGCUGGAUACAGCUUCGAGAAGCUCUUCCCCGACGUGCUGUUCCCCGCAGACUCCGACCACAACAAACUGAAGGCGAGCCAGGCGCGAGACUUGUUGUCGAAGAUGCUGGUGAUCGAUGCGUCCAAGCGGAUCUCUGUGGACGAGGCUCUCCAGCACCCCUACAUCAACGUGUGGUUCGACCCGGCAGAAGUGGAAGCGCCUCCGCCGGCCAUCAGCGACAAACAGCUGGACGAGAGAGAACACACGGUGGACGAGUGGAAAGAGCUAAUAUAUCAGGAAGUGAUGGACUGGGAGGAACGAACGAAAAACGGCGUGGUCCGAGGACAGCCGGCUUCACUAGGUGCAGCAGUGAGCAAUGACUCCCAUGAGUCCUCCUCAAACGAGGUCUCGUCCAUGUCCACCGACACAGACCGCAGUCAGGAGACGAGCGCAGGACCGCUGCGCUGCUGCAGAUGACUAUCCUCCUCCUCCUCCAUCAUCAUCAUCAUCCAUGCUAGCUCACGUCAGUCCUCCUUUCGGUCUCAAACUGACACCUUCUUCUGAGUGGAGUGUAAGUGUAAGAACGGAGGUACGAGUUUUGGAGGGUAUCUCCAAACCAGCAUUACUCCGAUCGCUUUCGUUUUCCGCAGAUGAAGCUACUGCUGCGCCAUCUUGACAUUCAGAUGUGGACUGAUUGAGUUUAUUUCUAUUAUAAAGAUGAAUGGGGAAUAUAUUUUUAAGGUGUUUAAUUGUUUUGUGUUUCUCUUCUUUUUUUGAGAGAGAGAGAGUCACUAAUAAGUGGAAGUUCAUUAAACAGCACAUCUGUUUCCUGGAUAAACCAGUGCUUCCUCACGGUUAAUACUGCUUUGGAGUCAGUGGUGUAUAAAUCACAGUUUGUCUGGCAGCAGACCGGACGUUUUGGACGUUUUGUCUUGUUAAAACACGUUUGGGUUUUCAGUCGUCUCUGUAUUUAAUCUAGUGUGUACAUAUUUCAGCUUUAGACACAGAACACAGUAACCCAGUUUCCAUUACACUUCAGCCUGAUGUAAAGGUCUUGUCUGAACACUUGGUUAUUAUGAUCUGAAACCCAAACUGGGUGUUUUGCUCAUGCAUAUGAAACGCUUAUGAUCUGUAAUACUCAAACUGCAUCAAUCAGAGCGCUCUUUCUUUAAUAAUAAUGUUGUUUCAGAUGGAGCAGUCAUGCUAAAUGAAUGGAGACGUAUUAGAUUGGAGGUUCAGAAUGAUAUGUCUGUCUAACGCUAAAGAAUAGCCAUCGGUAUCAGAUACUUUCCAUUCUAAUGCUUAGAAAAAUGUGAUUGAGUCCUAGUGUGUGUGGCGUAAACUCUGCUCCUCUUAAAACAGGAACAUUACCAACCAAUACCAUUGCUAAAUUUGGACAUUUAUACCUAUGUUUUUUGUUUAGCUUUCAAAAUGGAGAAAGUGCCUGAGUCCAGCGUUCAUUCCUGAAUGAUUAGAAAGAUGAGGAAAUGUGAGGUUUUUCUAAAGUAAUACCGCUCCGAUCAUGUUGGAGUGUCUAUUUUUCGGUCGUGCUGGACGUAUGUGAUGUCGAUUGAAAGGUCGGGGCAUGUAGAGAAGAUGAGCUGGAAAGGAAAGCAAAUUGGAAAGUUUUUGGUAUGUGUUUAUGGUUUGCAGCUUUAUUUUGUUUAUGAAAAUAUGCAAGAUAUUGCAUCAAAUGCUGUAGGUGGGAACUCCAUUUCCCAUGAGGCAGUGCGGUCUAAUGUACAUGCGGGAUAGAUGGGAGUUGUAGGAACUAAAGGUUUGAGUUUGAAUAAUGAUUUUAUUUUAAGUGCUCUUAUUUUAUUCUUCGCUCUCUUUAAGGGAAGUUGAUGGAUUUUAACUUUAGAUUUUUCAUUGCAUCUGCUUUUAUUUCAUCUCUCAGAAAUGUUAUGAUUCAGAUGAAGUAGGCUUUGAUGAACUACCUCACUCUAAAUUUCUACAGAAUUCUCUUUUCUUUCUUCUCUACGUGACUAGCUGCCUGUAAGACGGAUGUUAAUACAGAUCUCAUUAUUUAUUUAUUUCUGAAGUGAACUAUUGUCAAUAGUAGGCAAGGUAUAGUUUUGUACAUUAUGUAUAUUUCACCUAGAAGUAAAAGAACUGAAAUGUAAAUUUGAUCUUUUUUGUUUAACUUUACUUUGUACUCAUUUUUUACAGUUCAUGUGCAAUACCCACUGCCGUCGCGAUCGACAGAUCUAGACUUAUUCGUUUUAUGAACCCCGAGGUAGAGAUAUGUUUGGUACUGUCAGAUACAUUCAUGUUUUUGUCUUUUUAAAUCUGGAUUUUAUUUGUAUUUAUUGUUUUCCAUUUGGCUUAUACUGUCAAUGUUACAUAACCCAUCUUACCAAAAACACAAAUCUGUGGCUGAUGUUAGCAGGUUGUUAAGUUUAGCCACUGGACUCUGAUUCAAGGCAUCUGUAGAAUAUCUUCAAAUAGUACCAACAUGUUGAGGUUUGGUGCUGGUGUGUAAUAUUGGCUAGCAAUGCCAGCCCUACAGUUAUAUAGACAUGGCUAGCUCUGUGUGUGCUAAACGGCGUACAGACACUGAGAAGACACUACUACACAGAAUGCACUGGGAUCUUAUGAUACCAAAUAUAUAUGUGCUGCAAAUAAACACCAGUUUGAAUCC
This is a messenger RNA of Carassius auratus (goldfish), 3654 nucleotides long. RefSeq names its product mitogen-activated protein kinase 8-like. Gene Ontology annotation, biological process: protein phosphorylation. The coding region runs from base 234 to 1487 and encodes 417 amino acids. Gene Ontology annotation, molecular function: MAP kinase activity; ATP binding. The record is from RefSeq and is a predicted model, not a curated record. The transcript is spliced from 12 exons. NCBI's taxonomy places the organism in Eukaryota, Metazoa, Chordata, Actinopteri, Cypriniformes, Cyprinidae.